AUGAAAGGUGCUAAAGUGGAUGCUUUUUUUCAUCCUAAGACAGAAACACAGCUUAUGGAUCAGCAAGUCUUUUUUAAAGAAACGCUACCAAGACUGGAAAGACAUCUACAGAAAGUCCUCAAAGAAAAGAAAGGUAUCAAAUGGAAUUUGAUGUAUCAUUGUACACUCACCAUGCCAGAUAAAUAUCGAACAGAGCCAUUGAAGUAUGAGGGAUAUUUUCGCACACCUAACCCACUCAUUAGCACCUACCCACAACAGCUCAGAGAGCAACUCAAUAUGGCCAUGGAAACCGUAGAAGAGCGAAUGGCAACAUUCAUGCAGGCAGGUUCUGGGUGGAUCCUCUCAAGAAAUCACGCAGUGGUAUUAGAAAUGGUGGAUUACCAACCCUUAGGAGGGAGCUCCUACAUAGAACUCCCGAAAGAUAUGUAUGAUACCAAAGCUAUUGUUAAUGUGAAAAAUCAAGAUCAAGAAUGUUUUAAAUGGUCGGUUUUGGCAGCCCUCCAUCCAACUUUAAAGAAUGCAGAGCGAGUGAGUAAGUACCAUGAGUAUAAAGACGAACUCAUUUUUGAUGGGAUCAACUUUCCUCUCACCAUUGAUCAAAUUCCUAAGUUUGAAAAGCAGAAUCCUGGGAUUAGUGUCACUGUCAUUGGUAUCGAUAAACCAGAGAGAAGCAAAAAGGGAGUUGUCUUACCCUCGAUCAUGCUGCCUCUUAGAGUACCAGAUCAGCAGCUGGAAAAGCAUGUAGUUCUACUCUACUGGGAGCGAGAAGAACAAUACCACUAUGCCUGGGUGAAGAAUCUAAACCGACUUCUCUCUAGAACCAAGUCUCAUCAUAGUCAAACCUAUUUCUGUGAACGCUGUUUUCAGGGCUUUAUCAGUCCUGAUUUAUUAAGGAAACAUAUGGAAAUUUGCCGUCAUAUCCCCAUUCAAGCUGUUCAAGUGGCUGAUGAAGAAAUUUCAUUUAAAAACUGGGCAAAGACCGAAGAAAGUCUCUUCCGUAUUUAUGGGGAUUUUGAAUGCCUUCUCCAAGAAUGUGACGAAGGAGACGUCAAUGACAAGACAGUGAAAGUGCAAAAACACGUCCCCUGCAGCGUAGCAUGGGUCUUAAUCUCCAAUCACCCAGAGGUAGAAUCACGAAGUUUUUUAUAUCGCCCUUCACCGAAUCCAGAGAUGACUUUAGAAGAGUCAAGUCAACUAGUGGUAGAUCAACUGAUGGAAAGUCUCCAGCAGAUUGAAAAAGAAGUACUCCCGUAUCAGCUGGAAGUCAAACCCAUGGUAAUGACGGAAGAGCAAGAAGCAGAAUUCCAAGCUGCUACCCAUUGUUACAUGUGUGAAGAGCUCUUCUAUGAGAAAGAAGAAAAUUGGUGUAAAGUACGUGAUCACAAUCACGCUACAGGAGAGUACCGCGGAGCGGCGCAUUUUUCAUGUAAUCUGAACAAGCGGCGUACAACACACAUUCCUGUGUUCUUUCAUAAUUUACGCGGCUAUGAUUCCCACCUCAUUAUGCAGGGAAUCCAUCGCUGUGCUGGGAAGAAAUCUAUCAGAGUCAUCCCCAACAAUAUGGAAAAGUACGUUUCCUUUCAGCUAGGAAACUUGAGGUUUUUGGAUUCUCUUCAAUUCUUAGGUCCAGGAGCCAGUUUAGAUGUACUGGCUGCAAAUCUAACAGAAUUUCCACACCUCAAAGAACAAUUCGAGAAAGUCUGGUCCCUUGGCGAUCUCAAUGAUGUGAAUUUACUCUGUCAAAAAGGUGUCUACCCUUAUUCACACAUCAAGAAUUUUGAAGUCUUUGAAGAAACCAGAUUACCCCCAAAAGAAGCUUUCAAGAAUGACCUCACUGGAGAAGACAUCUCUGAUGAAAAGUAUGAGUUUGCACAAAGAGUUUGGACAACUAUGGGCUGUCAAUCGAUGGGGGAAUACCAUGACCUCUACCUGUAUCAAGACAUCUUCCUGCUAGCGGAUAUCUUCGAGCAGUUUCGUCAGGUAUGUCUCAAGAAUUACCAAUUGGAUCCAGCGCACUAUUACACUGUGCCAGGGUUUUCAUGGGAUGCAGCUUUGAAGUUCACCAAAGUCAAGCUGGAAACCCUACAUGAUAUUGAAAUGCAUCAAUUCUUAGAGCGAGGGAUGCGAGGUGGUAUUUCUAUGAUUAGUCAUCGAUAUGCUCAAGCGAACAACAAGUACCUACAAGAGUAUGAUCCAGAAAAACCAACUAGCUUCAUUACCUAUCAAGACUCGAACAACCUUUAUGGAGAAGCUAUGACACAAUCUCUUCCUGUGAGUGAUUUUAAGUGGGUUGAGGAGAAAGAUGUAAAAAGCUUUAAUGUGAUUACUGUUCAGGAUGACGCUGACACUGGUUACUUUUUAGAAGUCGAUUUGGAAUACCCAAAAGAGCUUCAUGAUUUACACUCAGAUUACCCACUGGCUCCAGAAAAAAUGUUGAUUUCUCAUGAGAUGUUAUCUCCUUACCAGCAGCAAUUGAAAGAAGAUCUGGGGUAUAAGCCAGCAAGAGUUGAAAAACUUGUCCCCAAUCUCUGGAAUAAAGAAAAGUAUAUCAUCCAUUAUCGUUAUCUCAAGUUCUAUCUCGCGCAAGGUCUCAAAUUGCAGAAGAUCCAUCGUGUGCUCCAGUUUAAACAGGAAGCCUGGCUUAAGUCCUACAUUCAACACAACACUCAACUCAGAGCAGCAGCUAAGAAUGACUUCGAGAAAGAUUUUUUUAAACUUUUAAACAACAGCGUAUUCGGAAAAACAAUGGAAGACGUGAGAAGGAGAAUUAACAUUAAAUUAAUCACAGAACCAGCAAUGUUUAAGAAACAUACAGCAAAAGUCACCUACAAAAGAAGUGUUGUCUUCGUGAAUGAUGAGGAGAAAGAAGAGUACUUUGUUGGAUUGGAAGCAAAACGUACCUCUAUCAAAUUGGAUAAACCCAUUUACACAGGCUUUACUGUGUUGGAGUUGUCCAAACUCCAUAUGUAUGAUUUCCACUACAACCAUAUGAUGGAGAAAUAUGGUCCUGAGAGAGCCAAACUGUUGUUUACCGACACAGAUAGCUUAACAUAUCACAUCACCGCAGAAGAUCUAUAUCAAGACAUGAAAGAAGACCAGCACUUAUAUGACACAAGCAAUUACUCUAAAGAUCAUUUUCUGUUCAGUGAAGUCAACAAGAAAGUCAUCGGAAAAUUUAAAGAUGAGACGGGUGGGCUCCCUAUUGUUGAGUGGAUUGGAUUAAGAGCGAAAAUGUAUUCUAUGAUGACCGAUGAUGGAAAAGAGAAGAAAACAGGGAAAGGGAUCAAGAAAUCUGUCUUAAAAAAAGAAAUAAGACAUCAAGAUUUUAAAGAUUGCCUAAUGGAGAAA
Messenger RNA from Porites lobata, 3348 nucleotides. The record is from the annotation of a GenBank genome assembly. NCBI's taxonomy places the organism in Eukaryota, Metazoa, Cnidaria, Anthozoa, Scleractinia, Poritidae.